Messenger RNA from Ipomoea nil (Japanese morning glory), 1117 nucleotides. RefSeq lists its product as uncharacterized. Lineage: Eukaryota; Viridiplantae; Streptophyta; Magnoliopsida; Solanales; Convolvulaceae. The record is from RefSeq and is a predicted model, not a curated record. The coding region runs from base 126 to 725 and encodes 199 amino acids. The transcript is spliced from 6 exons.
CUUCACUGAAACUCCGCCUCCUUCGGGCUCGGUUUUCUUGCUGCUUCGCCGCCGAUUCAGGCAUCUCUACGGCGGUAUAUUUAUAUUUAUUUAUGUUGACUUCUAAUCAGCGCUAAAGCUUGAGUAUGGAAUCAGCAGUUAAGAAAUAUCAGCAAAGAUUCAGAAAAGUGAAGGAUGAGAUUGAUAGGUGGGAGGAGCUUCAUACUAGAUUGCUUUCCCAAUUUGCUAAUGCUUCCUCCAUCAUCCAGAGAUUGCAGGUGAUUCAAGGUUCAAAAAACUAUGGUGCCUUGAAAUGUAUUCAAGGUAUUGAAGAUGCUGUAUUGGCAAAACAGUUGAAUUCUCUGCAAAGUAUUAUGCUUUCUAUGAAUAAGACUUUGGAAGGAUUUCAUUCCAUUGUUUUAGCAUUUGAGAAGAUUGUUCGUGAUAGUAGACAGCAAGUAAAAGGCGGGUCAGCUCAACCAAAUGUGAAACAGUUGCAGCAACGAAUUGGCAUCAAACCAAGUCUUGCAGAUUGCUUAGAUGGGCUUACUAUUCUUAGUGAGAUGCACCAAUCAGAGUACCGUCUUAAAUUGUCUCUGGUAUCAGCAACUUCAACACUUGCCUUGAGACCUAGUGUUACUGAUGAUUUAAGUGUCAUCCAGCAGCUUUUGGUAGAUCAGCCUAACAUCCCUAAAGAGGAAGUGCAAUUUAUAUUUGACGUCAUUUUCGCUGAAGACAUCUGUUGAUGCUCACAACUUGAGAGGGUGGUAAAAAUCUUGAAACUGGCACCAAGUGAAUGACCUUGCAAAAAGUGAUCGAGGAUUACAAUGUGAACACCCUUUGGGAGAUCUAUGGAGACUCAGUUGUAGAUCUAGCAGAGAACUUUAACGUGGCUACCAACAGAAAGCUAAGGGAAUGGGAAAUAUAUAUGACCAUGAGAAUUGCAGAACACCUUUCUGGUAUAUUUAGAGUUCAGCAUAUACUUACCUAUCCUAUUCCCCCUAUUUUUAGAUGUGGUUUUCUGUGAUAGGCCACAAAUUACAUUUGACUGUGAUGAUCUCAAAAAUAUUUUAUUUGUAUAAUACAGUAUUAACAUCUAAUUAUGAAUUGCAUAUACAAUUUGAUUAUCAAGUUGUGG